This is a messenger RNA of Hyalella azteca, 1190 nucleotides long. RefSeq names its product hemicentin-1. The record is from RefSeq and is a predicted model, not a curated record. Gene Ontology annotation, cellular component: neuron projection membrane. The coding region runs from base 29 to 1075 and encodes 348 amino acids. Lineage: Eukaryota; Metazoa; Arthropoda; Malacostraca; Amphipoda; Hyalellidae. The transcript is spliced from 6 exons. Gene Ontology annotation, biological process: synapse organization.
GCAGCCGCCCCGGCAUGAAGCCGUCGCGAUGAAGAGCUUCUCAGCCGUGCUGGUAAUCCAGCCUCUUCUCUUCCUCUCUGUUUGGUGCACAAGUACGAACAAUUAUUGGAGAGACAGCAGUUCACAGGAAGAUCUCACAUCUCAAAGGCCCCAUAAACCAAAUCUUAAAAACUGGUUUUCGCACCAAUCCACAAUCUUGGACAACAACACUCACAACAAAUUAAGAAGACGAAGAACAAUCCCUAUUUUGAAAAAGGAGCUAAAGUUCAGAAAAAUUGGUGGUCCUCCGACGAAGCAAGUCUACGACCAUGAAGAGCACAACCACAUGCCGCCUUUUGUUGAUCAGUUGCCGCCAGGUCCAUUUUUUGAUGUCGAGAGAUCAGGCAACGUCACGGCCCUGGUCGACCAAUCGGCGCGCCUCAAUUGCAGGGUCAAUCAGAUAGGGAAUAGAACCGUAUCCUGGCUACGUCACCGAGACCUGCACCUGCUAACGGUUGGCCGCUACACCUACACGAGCGACCAGCGGUUCAGGGCAGAACACGUCGCAGGUUCAGAGGACUGGCCGCUGACCAUCAAGUUUGCACAGGUGCGAGACUCUGGCCAUUACGAGUGUCAAGUGUCCACCACACCGCCCAUCAAACACUCGCUCUGGCUUGAUGUUGUUGAACCGCAGACGAGGAUCCUAGGAGGUCCUGACGUGUACAUCAACAGAGGCAGCAGCAUCAACCUGACGUGCGUCGUGGACUACACGCCUCGGCCUCCAGACUUCGUCAUAUGGAAGCAUAACAAUAAGAUCAUCAGCUACGACAGCGAGCGAGGCGGCGUUAACGUUGUUACAGAGAAGGGUCCCCAAACAUCGACCAACCUCCUCAUCCGCAACGCGUCUGAGCGCGACUCAGGCUCUUAUUCCUGCAGUCCGAGCUCCGCGCCCGCAACAUCCGUCAUCGUACACAUCCUGAACGGCGAGCACCCAGCAGCGAUGCAACAUGGCGGCCAUUCCCCUCAGGAGCUUUCCCUCGGCCUUGCCCUCACCGCCCUCAUGAGCGUCGCUUCCUUCGCUGCUGCUACCCUCUGAUACGGUCGACCAAACGUUCAUUAUUAAUAAUAAUUCAUUCAAUAAAUUGGUCAUUGUUAAUGCUCGAUCAAACGUUCAUUAUUGAAUGUUCAUUUAUUCAAUAAAUUGUUCAUUA